GGGCGGCAGGGUGGGCGCGCACACGCGGCACUCACACCCCCCCACCUCCACUAACCCGACGCGGAAACCGGGGCCCAGCCGAGCCGCUGUAGCCGGCGCGCAGCGCGCAUGCGCGGAGCCCCCGGCAGGGCGGGGGCCGGCGUCUAGUGGCGAGCGAGCUGGGGCCGGUGCCCGCCUGCCUUCCUCCUUGCUGCCGCUACUCGGGGACUAGCGGCUGCUGCGCAGCGCCCGCUCCCUCUCCCGUCUCGGGCCGCGCCUAGUCCUGCCCCGCCAUGAAGUUGAGCAGCCGCGGCCGGGGAUGCUGCGUGGCCGGCAGCCGGGAGCGCGGGCCGCCGCCGCGGAGCCCCUUCGUGCACCAGCUGCGCCUCAGCCCCCUGGAUAAAGCCAAGAUUGCCUUCAUGACCCUGACUCUGUUUCCUAUCCGACUCUUUUUCGCUGCUUUUAUGAUGUUGCUGGCCUGGCCUUUUGCAUUCAUUGCUUCAAUGGGACCUGAUGAGCAAGAGCUUGAAAAGCCCCUCUCCUGGUGGCGAAAGAUAGUGGAUAUUUUGCUGAAAGCAAUCAUGAGAAUGAUGUGGCUUGCUGGUGGAUUCCACUGGAUAAAUGUAAAAGGCAGACGGGCGUUGCCAGGAGAAGCAGCAAUAUUAACUGUGGCUCCUCAUUCUUCCUACUUUGAUGCCAUUCCAGUAACUAUGACCUUCGCCUCCAUUGUGAUGAAAGCAGAAAGUAAAGAUAUUCCUGUUUGGGGAACUCUAAUCAGAUACAUCCGACCAGUGUUUGUAUCUCGGUCAGACCAGGAUUCUCGCAGGAAAACAGUUGAAGAAAUAAAGAGGCGUGCUCAGUCUGAUGGUAAAUGGCCACAGAUAAUGAUAUUCCCAGAGGGCACUUGCACAAACCGAUCCUGUCUAAUUACAUUCAAGCCUGGAGCAUUUAUUCCUGGAGUUCCUGUACAGCCGGUGGUUUUACGUUAUCCAAACAGACUGGAUACAAUCACAUGGACGUGGCAAGGGCCAGGAGCGUUAGAAAUUCUGUGGCUCACUUUGUGUCAGUUUCACAAUUCUGUGGAAAUUGAGUUUCUACCCGUGUAUAUUCCUUCAGAAGAAGAAAGAAAAAAUCCAGUGUUAUAUGCCAAUAACGUCAGACGUGUAAUGGCAGAGGCAUUGGGAAUUUCAGUGACAGACUAUACAUUUGAAGACUGUCAGUUAGCUUUGGCUGAAGGACAACUUCGUCUGCCUUCGGACACAUGUCUUUUAGAAUUUGCGAAACUUGUAAGAAGCCUUGGGCUGAAGCCAGAAACACUUGAAGAUGAUCUUGGUAAAUAUGCUGCAAGUGCCAUGAAAAUGAAAAAAGAAAAGAUUGAUCUUAAAGAAUUUUCAGCAUAUCUGGAAUUUCCAGUUUCACACACAUUAGAAAGUAUGUUUUCACUUUUUGAUGAGAAUGAAGAAGGCAUAAUUGACAUCCGGGAAUUUGUCAUUGCUCUGUCAGUUGUCUGCAAGCCAUCCAAAACUCUGGAAACAAUUCAGUUGGCAUUUCAGCUGUACCAGUCAGAAAAUGGAACUAUAACAGAAGAGGAUUUAGCUUAUAUUCUGAAGACUGCCAUGGGUGUGUCACAGAUUAAUGUUACGCAUCUUUUUAAAGCAGUAGAUGAAGAAGAAAAAGGGAAGAUUACGUACGAUGACUUCUACAGAUUUGCUGAAUUGCACCCACACUUUGCAGAAGACUAUCUCUAUGCUGAUCAGAUGGGAGCUGAGAGCGGCUUGGAGACUUCGUCUCUUUCUGUUCCUAAUGGUAUCUGUACUGACUUCAGCCCCGAUAGCACUGAAGAUAAAAGCAAGCCCCUGCAGAAGAAACUGAAUUAACACUACAGCUGUUCCCUUCCUCUCCUGGUGAGAGGAUUGUCUUUUCUUGGGAUUUUCCUAAGUCACUCCAGCUAUACAGCAAAUACCAGUUUUGUGUGUGAAAGUUCUUCUACCUUAAUACUGUUCUUUGAAUCAUAUGUGCUAUAUUUAACAACGUGUUCCAGGUUAUUUUGGGGAAGGUGUUUUUAUUUUUUUAUUGUUUUUUUUUUUCCAAAAAGGUCUUUGAAAGGCAAAAAUGUGAAUGUGCUUCAUUAUUAAUGUUCAUAUUUAAAAGGAAGCGGCACACUUAUUUAUAUUCCAUUGGCUAGUUUCAUGUACCAAGUGUCGCACAAACUGUGCAUGUAUAAAGAAACUGUAGCUACUAUGGUGUUAAGUGCACUUUGGUGAUUAGUGUUUUCCCUAGUUAUGGGGAUGUUUAUUUGGGGCCAAACUUUGCUGUCCAUCUUUGCAUAGUCAGUCCUGUUGAUUUCAGUGGGAUUAUUCUCUUGAGCAAGGCAGGCAUAUUUUGGCCCUUUGUUUUGGUUCCAGUGAAUAGUUUGGAAACAAUAAUGCAAAAACUUGCUAAGGAUUACUUUUAAUUUUUAUUGUUGAAUGACAAAAUUGUUUCUUUUUCAGUCUGUUCCAUGGUAGGAUGAAAAGGAAAGGUUCCUUAUCCCUCACCCCAACACUUAUCUACUGUCAUCUUCCAGAUGCAAUUAAAUGUGAAUGUUUUUCCAAACUGACAUGCCACAUGCUGUUUGCAAAUACAUGACAAAACUGUUUGUGCUUUUCUCUUAUAAUCGAUUCUAAUCUUGCCCACCCAGCAUUUAAAUGGGAAGUGUUUACACAAUUGUAGUUACUCUCGAUUUAUCAGGAGUCACAGGUUUCUUUUGUGGCAAGCCUGUAUAUACAGAUAACUUGGCAUGGAACGCAUUAUGAAAGCUUUUUUUGUAUCAGCCCAAGUUUCAAGAGGUUGCAGUUACUUCAGAGACCAAGCCAGCAACAAGCUGUAGAAUAUCCUGAAGAAAUGCUAGUUAAAUCUCUAUAGAAACAUUCAUAUCUGUUAUAUGCAGUAUAUGUGAGCUUAAAAUGGUUAAGAACUGUUUAAACAAAAGUAAACAAACAAAAAACAACAACAAACAAAACCACUUGUAUUAGUAAAGUUUCUUAUCUUUCCUUUUGUAAAGCUAGAUGCCUUAAUUACCAAUGGAGGUCCCGGAGAGAAAUUCAGAUUAUUAUAAAACCACAGAGCUUCACUGAUUGGGAAAUGUGACAAAAGCCUCAAGGAGUAGGAAGGACUCUGCCACAAAAAUAACUCUUGAUGGCAACUCCACUUCCAAACAAACCAAAAAUACUUUCAAAUCAUUUCUAUGACUAAUUUUGUAGGGCUGCACUAAAAUGUGAUGGCUUUGUGACUGGAAAACUGUUGAGAUCUGAAUCUUCCACAUGUUAGAGUAACUUAGAUUUGGAAGGGAGGAAUUUUAGCAGAAGGAGAUCUGUACCAAAUGCUUUUAUUACUAUUUUUUCAAAUAGCAGGAGGUGUUUUAAAGCUCAUUAGGGUAUUGGAAUGUGUCCUUAGAAAUUCCUAACUGUAUGUGGCAAGUCUCCAAACUGAAACUGGCUUUAAUAAAAAAUGAGGGAAAAAACUGUAGGAAAUAAUGCUUUCUGUCGGUCCUCCUUUGGAGGUAAUAGUUUUUGAUUUAUCUAGGUAACACAUGCUGAGCUGACAGGGCUGCAGCAGACUGGCAGACUUUUGAGUUUAAAAUUUGAGUUAAAACUGAUCAUGAAAACCAGAAUAAAUGGUUUGGAAAAAUAAGGCAUUUAAGGAACUACACUUGGGUAGGAAUAGUCAGCUGCACAAGCAGAGGAGGGAGUGGGUAUUACUGCAUAAAACAUCUUGGGGCAGGGAUGGCGUAGAGUAUGACAAACUGAGCGCUGUUAACCCAUUGCUGCAGAAAAGAUACUCAUUGUGGUGGGAUGCAUCAACAGUGUGUAGCAUGAGAAGCGUGGUGGUAUUUCUGUGUUUUCAAGUUGUGAUAAGGCCUCAGAUGAAGUACCUGUCCAUGUUGGGGCACCUGACAGAGAUGAAGAGUAGCGAGGUAGAUUCUGGAGGACAGAAAGUACUCAAAAAACUCCACCAGAAAUCAGGAAGUAUUCUUUAAUCAAAAGAAGAGGAGACUGGAGGAAGAUGUGAAAACAGUCUUCCAAUACAGAAAAAGUUCCUAUAGAGAAGAUAGGAACAGCCUUUUCUCCACAUUAAUAGUAGAUACAGGCUAUAUAAAUUUAAAUGGCAAGUUAAGCAUUAGGAAAAUUUCCUUACAAUGCAUCUCAUUCAAAUAGGGAGAAUGGGUUAUUCCAGGUGGGGUGAGGAGCCUUCCUUCAUGGAGGCUUUAAAAACAGGACAGGUAAGAUGGAGACACUUGAUUUUGUUCAGCGUGCCCCAGUGUACAGGGAUAUGUCCCGAGGUCUACAGAGUGUAUUUAAGCCGCUAUAUAAGGGAACGCACAUGCACUGUAGUCUGGGUGUAUUGCAUCUUGCAGACUUUUUCUGGCAUGUGGCUCAGGCUGGCUGAGAUAGCUAUCUUUUGCUUUGUGUGUGAGCUUGGGAAUUUGGGAAUUUCAGAGUGCAGGGGAUGAGAGAGAGUUCCCUGAGACGUGUCUGAAAAGAAGAAAAAGUUAAGCUUAAUAUCCCAUGGACAACUUAGAAGCUCCAGAGGAAGAGAUUCUUUGUCCACAUCUAUAAAAGAGCAAAGACAGCUGGUUAAAGUUGGCUAAAUAGAAGUGUGCCUAAUUUGCAUGUAUGGUGCGUGUAGCUUGGGGGUCUGUCUUCUGAAAACCAAAGGGUUCAUUUGGUUUUGUAUUUGUUUUGGUGAGAGAGAUGUUUUCUAAUUGUGGCGAGCUUAAUAGCUCCACUUGUUUACAACUAAGCUGUGCAGGGUGUUUGGGUAGAAGGGUGCUGCAGGCUACAAUAGCCACAUUGCAUGGUGAAGAGGCACUGAAAAGCGUGUGCGUCAGUGAGUUCUGUCCAGAGCUGCUGCUGGAGGCGGCCAGCGUACAUUGUUUGCUUGGUGUGCAAGUGCUCUUGGUGGAAACAACCAUUAAAAAACAACCAAACAAAAACACGUAACAAAUCCUCAAAGCAACACUUAGAUUCUGGAAUGAAUUGUGGUGCUUCCAUAAUAGCAUGAAUGAUAGGGUGAAGUCCUGGUCAGCCUUCAUGAAAACACUGUUAGAUCACACAAAACAUCACAAAAGCUGAGAUCAGUGGAUGUAAUUCAGGUGACUUUAGCAUCUGUAGAAUAUAGAGCUAUAGUGCUAGACUGCCUUGUAGUGACAGGAAAGCCACAUUCCUGUCUGGUGAUAAACUCAGACUUCAUUGAGGGUUGAGCCCUGUAACACAUUGCAUUUACUGCAGCAAUGUUCAUCACAACUCACCUAUCAAACUCCAACUGCCAAAAUGUUUUAGCAGUUCCAUCUAAGUAGCAUUUUUAAGAGGCAUCUGACUGGAGCAGGGUGGUGACAGGCAAGUUUCAGUGGCUUGCUGCAAUGUCAGGCUAGAAGUGAAAGCUUCCUUCCCCCUUCACCAAACAUGGACAUAUAGAUGUUUUCAGUUAAAGUAUUCUAUAUUUCACAAAUGCAUUGUUUUAUUUUAACCGGUGAGGUCAACAGCCCCUAAAUUUACAGGAAGACAUAUGAAGAAAUGACUUCACUUCUUUGCAUCAGUUUAACGUAAUAAAUGAUCCUUAUACAAAAAAUGCAGGGGUGUGAAGGCAUUUGACAUUUCUGAUGAGCAUUUUACUACUUUAUGUAAUACUGCCAUCCCUUGCCAGAAGAGCUCUUGCAUCAGACCGAAUUUUUACAUAUUGUAUGAGAUACCCUGCCAAAGCUUUGCUAUUCUGCUGUGGUUGAACAAGUAUACUCUGUAGUUUGAAUGUAUUUAAAGUAACACAGAAAGCCACAAAAUUCAAGAUAUCCAAAAAGCGUCAUGGAUUUUGGUGGGUUUUUUUGCUUCGUUUAUAUCUGUUCAAGCAUAACAAAACCCAACUAAAACCAAAGGGACGUUCAAGAGGUGCAAAGCAUGUUUAACCGCUGUCUGUACCACAGUAAGGCAAGUGCUAGUACAGAUGUCCCAGGAGCCCACUGCUGUAAGCAGAUACAAUUAAAGGCAUUGCAGGCAGUUUGUAGGCCUCAAUGGAGAAGUUGUGCACGUAAUUUUGUACUAAUGAAUCAUGCUAUAUCUUUCAAUGCAUUUAUUGUAGCUAGGAUAAUCUUGCUGUGAUAAAAAGCAACCAGGCUUUGUGUGAUUGCUAAUCCCUCUUUGAAGGUAUAAAUCCUUGGGUCACAGAGGUUGAAAAGGAGACACGUGUGCACUGGAUUAGUUGAUGCAACCUCUUUAGUGGCAAAGCUGCUGGAAGCCAAUAGUUACGUUUUGUACACAGCUGUUUACUAAUGCUUUCACGCAUAGGUUCGUUUCACUGACUAGGUUUGUUGGCUACCUUAGGCAUUGGGCUGGUUGGAGUAUUUUUUAAUUCAUAAAAUUUAGCAAACCUUUUUCUGGAAAAAGGGUUGUUGCACUUCGUAGCUUGAUAAGUUUUCUAAAGCAGAUGUGUUUUUAUUAACUUAUUAGUUCCCUUACACAGCCAUCUCCAGCAUUACCCGCUCUUCUUCCUGCUUUUAUAUUACCAUGUGUUAAGUGCAGCUUUUCACAGUAACUGUUUUAGUCACAUCCUGCUCUCUGCUCCUUCAAAAAUGGUGUUCUCAUUAAAAUUAAAAAAGGGGGGAGGGGUUUGACGUAAAGAAUACAAGAUGUAGAACUUGGGCAACACAUGCUGUAGAUGCCAUAAUAUCAGAAAGACACUAUUAAGCACAGCUUUGCAUAUGUUAUGGGACUGAACUAGGAUGGAGAGAGAAAAAAAAUCUGGUUAACAACUGACCAAGUCAGAUUUUCCUUUAGAUUGGAGUGUUGGUCCUAAAACCUCCUGAAAUGUUGCAUUCUGCUUAAUACGAAGCCGAUGGUUUGUUCUUUUUAUUUCACAGCACUUUUAUGAAUGUUCUAGAAUUAAGAAAGGACAAAUAUGUUGGCCAGGAGUUUUGCAUUAGCAGACCUGAAGUUCAGCUCCUAGACUCAUACUGAAGCACAGAAGCUCCCUGUGAACCAGGCACUUCAGGUGGUUUGUUAGUUUUUAGGUAUCUGAGCUAAUUUGGAAAAUUUAAAUUACCUAAUUAAUCUGGCUAGAAUCCUUUACAAAAAAGAAGGAAAAGUAAGUCCAGCAGUUUGAAAUGGAAAGUAAGAAUUCGUCAUCAGUGCUAUUAAUAAUUAGCUAUUAAAUUAAUGAUUAAUCAGUCCAGCAAACCAGCAAGAUCUGUUUCCCAGACGAGCAGAGAGACUGAGGUUGUCAUUCAGGUAAUCUUGCGGUCCUGGCUAGGCGGUAAUAAAGCCAGCUGUUCGUCAGUCAGUGGUUGAUUUUCUGAAGGUACUGCAGCAUUGGGUAUCCAAGUAACGUCUGGGUCACUGGCAGCACAGCCAGUGAGGUUUCAUUGGCUCUCCCUGCCUUUUUCCUUUGAAGACUGGAAAAAAGUAUUAAAAUUGUGACAUGAGCCUUCUAAGACCUCUUUAACAGUGAAGUCCUCCAGCACCACCUCACAGGAAGAAACACAAGUGUUCUGUGUUAUAGCUAAGGCAGUUAACUGGGUGUGCACGUUAGUCACCAGCAUGUUGUGAUCAAAGCGUGCAUAAAUUAUAUGAUACUGAGGUAAAACUACCAAGAGAAUGCAGCGGCAAGCAGAUUGUCCAUUAGAUGUGCCUGGGCUUGCAUCUAAGUAUUUCCUGCAUCUCAUAGUGAUCAAGUUAAGACAGUUCCUUUCUCUAGGAAACUUUUCAGGUUUAUUUCAAGAUAAUUACUUUGACUUUUACAAGUGGAGGAGUGAUUUGUUUUGUAGAAAACAGCUUCUUUUUUCCCCAGAUGGUAUGAUGUGCUUUAUCAUGUGUAACGGGAUUAAACUGAAGUGGGCGAUACCAAGAAAGCAGAGGAUUUAAGAGGCUUAUAAAAUGGAGGGUUUAUGUUUCUGUGCAAUAUGCUGAGACCUUUUUGCAGCAGUUGACACUCUGCCUAGAUUGCCUUGUAAGUUUGUUAGGCAAAAUAAUUUUACUAGUUGUGUGAUGGCAGUGGCUGUUUAUUCUGUUUUCUUCAGCAAAGUGCUAGAGCAGCAUACUCUGUGCUGGCUGACUUUGGGAGGCCAUCUCUAACCCCUAAAGGUGUAUUUGCAGUUUUCCAAUGAUCAGUCUCUGGGAACGGAAACAGUAGAAUCACCUUAGCACAGACUGCACCUAAGUCAUUCCUGUUAAUUAACAUGUUUGGUGGGGUUUAGUUGUCAUGCUGCUUUAUUCUGAGCUAAAUUGCACAGGGCUAUGUGAACAUCAGGGCUCAUCUGGGGUUAGUUUGGGGAUCUUGAAAAAAGGUGCUGUAUGGUAAUCUGUCAACGUAGAAUUAAGUUUCAGGUUUUUCACUUUGACCAAAAAUGUUAGAAGCAAGAGAAAACUCAUAAUGACUUUUGUAAUAAUCUGCUUUGAUAUUAUGAAUGGGACGUCACUUGAGAAUGCCAGUUUUGAGCCAGAGAGUCAGAUGGAGAAAAAUCAGGCUGCACUAGGUCCUGAACUAGCAAGCAGAAGAGCCUACCAAGGCUAGUAUGGCAGCAGAGCUUUUACUAUGCAGCUGGCCUUUUCCCAUGGUAAAGAAGGAUCUUUUCUGCCUCUUGGGCUGAUGAACUCAGUUUUCUGUAUCCAUAGGUCUUGCUUAUGCUGACUGUUCUUUGUGGGUGUGUUGCAGCCUGAGGCAAACUUUGCUGCCUCUUAAGCGAUAAUUCAUGGACUUCUCUCCAUGAGACAUAAGCGGCAUGUGAAUAUUAAGUCCUGUUCUGGUAACGCCACCCAAAACUAAAGGCCCAUGCGCUGCUUUAGCUUGUGCCUGCCAUCAGGCAAAGGACUGCUUUUUCUUUUCCCACACUUUUUAACCAUUGCGUGUGUGUCCAGGUGGCAGCGGGUCUGAAAGAGUUUAUGAGAUUCUCCUUGUUCCUAUGAACAAUAAGAAAUUAAGAAACAUGGUAUAACGAAACCUUAAACUGGAUUGACCUCUGAGUUAUGUUACUUUCAGUGUGUGCCUGUUUACUUCCAAGUUCCAAAUGCAGCAUCUGUAAAUAUGAUACCAAACAAAGUCUCCUCAUGGAUACUGAAGACAGCCGAAGCUCAGACACUUUUCAUCCUACCAUGGUACUGGAAAUGAAAUUCAUCUGACAAUAGCUUAUUUCUAAGUCUAUGAAUGUAUAUGGGGAAAACCCAAAUACAUGUCUUUUAUUCACUAUCCAGCAUGAAGACAAUUUUGUAUUUUAAAUGUUAAAAAAAUAAACUUGUAAAGAUCUUGUAUGCCCUAAGUAUAUAUUUUUGUCCUAUGUUUUCUUUUAUAAUGAAGUUCAAGCAAAAUAUUUCUUACAUUUCAGAAGGGAGCAUUAGGUUAGCCAGUGCUGUACUUUCCAGACUACAAAAAGUGAUUUUUAAGUAAACAUCUAAAAAUGAAAUUAUAUUUUUAAAUACAUGGAUUAGAAUUCCUUAAGUUAAACAGCUCUCCUUAGCAAUUGUACAUACUUAGACAAAAAGCGAAACCAUUGCAGCUGCUUGUCUAUAUAGUUGUGUUUGGUGAUUUGUUUAUAUUGCUUUCUCCAAUCGCUCUAAGGGUAUUAGGAGCUCCAUGUAAAUCAGUAAUGUUAGAAAUAGAAGUCAGAAGUAAAUUUCUUUAGAAGUGAUAGAUUUUUGUUUCCUGGAGGAGGACCAAGACUAAGCAUCUGCUAACCUCGUAUUGUGUACUCUACAGCUUCAAUGUUGCGGCAUUGUGCUGAAAGUAUUUGGCAUCUGUUCAAUGGGACCACUUUCUAAACCUUUUUUGUAAUUCCCAGCAGCUCUCCAGGUGUGUGAGACAUUUCUAACUUGAUCGCAGGUACUAGUUCAUCUUUUUGGAAGAAUAAAAUUGAGUUACCAACAGGCUGAGAGAUAAUUCAGAAAAAAAAUGGGUUUGAUCUCUUGAAUUAUUGUUAACCUUGCAUUGAGGACAUCGUUUAUAUAUUUUGGAAAAAAUAUUGCUAUGUUUUUGAACACACUUGAGAAUUUAAAUGCAAAAUUAGAAGUAAACAUUUUAAAUGAUCACAUUUUGGAAUUUUCUCUUACCGCAACUGAAUCCCAGUUAGGCACUGCCAUGAAGAGGAUGCUUUUGGUUGCAAAAGCUGUGCUGACAGAGCAGGAAGCUGGUUCGUAGGAACAUCCUGGCAAGGUAUUACAUGCUUGUUCCAUCAGUGGUACAAAUUCUGUUGACUUCAAGGCUGCCUUGGCAGACCUGGUGUGUUUAAAGAUGCAUAUUGGCUGCAAGCUUUUUGCUGUAAUAGCCCUUGGAUACACAGUGUAAAUCUGUAACAAUAUAUAGUGCUACUGGAUAAUAAUAAUAAUCUGAAUACAUAUUUUCUGCUGUAAAUUUCCCCCCUAUGGCUCCUAUGGUAUGUGUACAUAGACUAUUACCUUUGCACUGAACUGACUAUACUUCAAGUAGUGUACUAAAGAUGACUUGUAGCUUGUGGUUCCAAUUGUGGAAAUACUUUUGGAGAAUUAAAAGUAUAGUUUCAGUGCUACAAAUUUGAUUUUUAUAUUUUUUAUUAACAUGCAUGGAAGACUAAGGAUAAUAUUUUUUAAAAAUGAACUUGGUUUUGUACAUUUUUCAAUGUUUAAAACGAUAUGAUUUAACAUUACCUCUGAACACCAGUGAUCAGUAAAUUCUUAAAGGAAAUACCUCAA
Strigops habroptila (Kakapo) is the source of this 10667-nucleotide messenger RNA. RefSeq names its product lysophosphatidylcholine acyltransferase 1 (gene LPCAT1). Lineage: Eukaryota; Metazoa; Chordata; Aves; Psittaciformes; Psittacidae. Bases 273 to 1856 code for a protein of 527 amino acids. The transcript is spliced from 14 exons. The record is from RefSeq and is a predicted model, not a curated record. Gene Ontology annotation, molecular function: calcium ion binding.